Passer montanus (Eurasian tree sparrow) is the source of this 2945-nucleotide messenger RNA. It is a transcript of the gene SUGCT, whose product is annotated as succinyl-CoA:glutarate-CoA transferase. The record is from RefSeq and is a predicted model, not a curated record. The coding region runs from base 148 to 1926 and encodes 592 amino acids. NCBI's taxonomy places the organism in Eukaryota, Metazoa, Chordata, Aves, Passeriformes, Passeridae. The transcript has 15 exons. Gene Ontology annotation, molecular function: catalytic activity.
ACCCUUCGGGGUGGUGGGAGGGUUUCUACUUUUAUUGCACCUUGGCAAUGUACGUCACGAUCUGUACGCCGAGCUGGAAGUGCAAAUUCCCAGCCACCAAACAGCGGAAUUCCCGCCGCGAACAUCUGCAGGACGCCCCCCUGCCUUAUGAAAUCCAGGCGGGAGUGCUUCCUAGCACAGGAGAGGCGUGCCGUGCCACCCGAGAGCGGCGCUGGGCCCGGGGCCGCCCGCGCCUGCGCGCCCCAUCCCGGGAGCGCCAAGGCUGUCCCGGGAGCGGGAGGGAAAGGGGGCGGCGCCGGGGGCGGCGCCUGGGCCGAGCGCUCGGUGCUGUCUCGAGUGGCGGGGAUGCUGCGCGCCGGGCUGGGAAGAAGCAGCCGCUGUUGCGAAGGGCUCUGGAGGAGCCCCUGCCCCGCAGCUGCCGGCGGCAGUGCCAGAGCCCUGAGCGCUGCCUCCGCCUGCUCUUCCCCGGGCAGCGGCGUCGGGGCGCGGAGCGGAGGCGCUCCCCCGGCAGGUGCUAGUAAUGUAAAGCCAUUGGAUGGUGUCAAAAUUCUUGAUUUAACAAGGGUUCUUGCAGGACCAUUUGCCACAAUGAAUUUGGGAGAUCUAGGGGCUGAAGUUAUCAAAGUGGAAAGACCAGGAGCUGGUGAUGACACAAGAGCCUGGGGCCCACCUUUUGCUGGGACAGAAAGUGUUUAUUUUCUCAGUGUCAAUAGAAAUAAAAAGAGUAUAGCUAUCAACAUGAAAGAUUCAAAAGGAGUAAAGCUAAUCAAAGAGCUUGCAGCAGCAUCUGAUGUUUUUGUGGAAAACUUUGUCCCUGGGAAGCUGGCUGAAAUGGGUCUAGGUUAUGAAGACAUUAAAAAGAUUGCUCCUCACAUAGUGUACUGUUCAAUAACAGGUUAUGGUCAGACUGGUCCAAUGGUUCAGAGAGGUGGAUAUGACUCCAUUGCUGCUGCUGUUUCUGGUCUCAUGCAUAUCACAGGGCAUGAGGACGGUGAGCCAGUUAGACCAGGAGUAGCAAUGACAGACCUUGCUACUGGGUUAUAUACGUAUGGAGCAGUUAUGGCUGGUUUACUUCAGAGGUAUAAGACAGGAAAAGGACUACACAUUGACUGCAAUCUCCUGUCAACUCAGGUUGCAUGUCUCACUCAUGUAGCAGCUAAUUACCUUAAUUGCAAAAUUGAAGCAAAACGCUGGGGUACUGCUCAUGGGAGUAUUGUUCCAUAUCAGGCAUUCAAGACCAAGGAUGGCUACAUCGUAGUGGGAGCUGGAAAUGAUCAUCAGUUUGUCACUGUGUGCAAGAUCCUGAACUUGCCUGAAGUUAGUAAAGAUUCCAGAUACAAAACUAAUACACUCAGAGUCCAGAACAGAAAAGAACUUAUUGACAUAUUAUCAACCAGGUUUUCAGAAAAAGCAACGACCGAGUGGUUGCAGCUCUUUGAAGGGAGUGGGGUUCCAUAUGGCCCAAUCAACAACAUGCAGCAAGUGUUCUCAGAUCCUCAGGUACUGGAAGGCAGCAUUUACAUCAUCCAGAAAUUGCCUUAUCUUCUCCAGGCUGAAAAAACCCAAUUCUCUCAGCCUUUCUUCAUAGAAGAGGUGCUCCAACCCUCUAAUCAUCUUGGUGAUCCUCCUCUGGACUUGAUCCAACAGGUCCAUGUCCGUCCUGUGCUGGGGUCCCCAAAGCUGGACUUGGCACUGCAGGUACUGCACAAUGGACUUGUGAUGGAAAUGAAUCAUCCAACAGCUGGGAAGAUAGCUGUUCCAGGACCAGGUGUCAGAUACAGUGAAUUUGUUGUGUCACAUCCAAACCCACCUCCACUUGUGGGACAACACACAGUGGAGAUACUGAAGAGCAUGCUGGGGUAUGAGGAUGAUGCUAUAGAAGAACUGCUUUGCAGUGGUGCUGUGGCUCAGCAUGAGGUCAGAUAAGGAACAUUAGCUACAUUCCUUCACACUGAGUUCACAUUACUUUGUCCUCUCUUUGCUCCCUUCAGUUUCCCUAAUGGGACUCAAAAGAGAAGACAUAAUUUAAUUCCUAAUUUUCUUCCACGUGUGUUUGUAUGAUUUUAACACUGAUGUAUCAAAUAAAUAAUCUCAUGCUGUCUGAGUGAAAGAUUUUCUUGGGGGGGUUGGGAAUAAAUGUAAUUAUACAGUCCUGUGUGACUACUCAUUCUCUCUACUUCACAUGGAAAAUAGAGUCCUUAUCAUAAUUACAGUAAUUGCCUAAACAUUUGUCCCCAGAAAGACGUGAUGUUAGUGAAAAGAAGCAGAAGCUUUAAAAUCUUUAUACUAGACUCUCCAGUCACAGAAAGCUGCUUUCUUAAGCUGUGUCUUAAUAGAAAGUAAUUUAUUUACAAAUUGGUAGUUGAUCUGAUUGAUUUUGAACAGAAUUAUCCAUCCUGAAAACUUUGUUCAUAUCUAUUUUAGAUCAAGAGUAGAGUAACCAUUGCACAUUUUACCUCUAUUCCAUGGAAUUCCAAAUUACUAAUAUGUCAUUAUAUUACAUUCCAUAGUCGUGACAAUCUCAACAUGUCAGCAGAAAGAAGCUGAAAUUGGCACAGUUCUUCAGUUAUCAAAAAUACCUGUUCCAAGACCAGUUAAGAGACAAACUGUGGCUGAAUAGUCUUCUGUAAUUUUAUUCAGAAAGGUUCAGGGUACUCUUCAUUAAAUACUGGUUCACAGAAAACCACCAUGCUGAAUGUUGAGUACCAAAACUUGCCUGAUGGUUCUGUGGGUAGGUACUGAUCCCCAUCUCUGACUCUAGUUACCAGCCAAACCACCUUCAUGAUGGAGAAAGCACAGGUUGAAAUUUGUACCAAAUUUUUGACUCAGUCCAACCUUCAUGGUGAAAACCUGGUGAGAGUUGACAGAUCUUCUUCAAAUUGCAUAAUACCAUGUCCUUCAGUAGGGUUGCUCUUGAGAGUAAGGCACCGUGAAGUGGAAGAAGC